Dibothriocephalus latus is the source of this 569-nucleotide messenger RNA. The record is from the annotation of a GenBank genome assembly. NCBI's taxonomy places the organism in Eukaryota, Metazoa, Platyhelminthes, Cestoda, Diphyllobothriidea, Diphyllobothriidae.
GUUAUCCGGCCGUCCUGGCAGUUCGGCCCUUGUCCUCCAGAGGCUUCGCUUCAGAACCCAUUUCGCUGUCGAAUCUCAAACGUGGAACAGGCGGCCGUUGCUCAUUUAAUGGCAUCAUUGCUACCGUCUUUGGCGCCUCCGGCUACCUCGGCAGGCACGUUGUCAAUCAACUCGGUAGGAUGGGGGCCCAAGUCAUCGUUCCAUAUCGAGGAGACCCGUAUUUUGUCCGUGAUCUCAAGGUCAUGGGCGACCUGGGUCAAGUGCUUUUUUGUCAAGUUAAUGUGGAGGGCGCGGCACGCAUCGCUCGUCUCUCCAAGGAGAUGGGCAUUGAGCGUUUUGUGCACGUCUCGGCCCUCACACAGAACCCAAAACCGCCAAAGUAUGUGUGGAGACCCUCGGAGUUUCUUCGCACGAAGGCAGUCGGGGAGAAGGAAGUUCGGAGGGAGCGGCCUGAUGCCAUCAUUUUCCGACCCUCUGAUAUGUGGGGCAACAAUGACACUUUUCUGUGUUACUACGCUGCACGAGGUAAGCCUAUUGAUCCCCUCUGCUGUGCUGCUUCAAAUUUCUAG